Molecule: messenger RNA, 2025 nt
Organism: Paramacrobiotus metropolitanus
Lineage: Eukaryota; Metazoa; Tardigrada; Eutardigrada; Parachela; Macrobiotidae
Product: rhodopsin-like
Exons: 3
Coding region: 705-1730 (341 amino acids)
Biological process (GO): G protein-coupled receptor signaling pathway
Cellular component (GO): membrane
Molecular function (GO): G protein-coupled receptor activity
Source: RefSeq, a predicted model, not a curated record
AUCAAUCAGAAUGACAGGCCAUACAAUUACAUCCACGUCUAAACGACACUUUUCUGGGACCAUCUGUAGCCGACCUGCCAUAAAGCCGUUUAUUCUUCGCCUGUGCUGUACAGUACAUUGGUGCCCAUGAUCCCUGGUGUAAACAGACACGCCAGCACAGAUUGCAUGCGAAAUGAGCGUUUUCUUAAUGGAUCACAUCGUAUAAUCCGAACGGAGGCCAUUAACAAAUUGCACACUUUCCAAUGUCACUCAAGAGGACCAAAUGUCGCCAUUCAACCGGAAAUGCUCCCGUGACUUUCUUUCUUAGCGGUAGCUGAUCCCGACGCCGGAUGCAUUCACCGACUGCAUUCACUCGAUCAGCAGCGCCGAUCAAGAAGACUUCCUGUUGUAUAUCUUCCUGUUGUAAAUUUCUGUGAUGUGUGUCUAGUAUCGUGAUUUAAUCAAACUUGUGACUAGUAUGAAUAAAACAUUUUGUUCGAAAUUAUUUGCAUAUCUAUAUAUAUGAUCAUGUAUGUGCGUGAGAUGAUACGAUCGCGUAUGAGUUUACGAGUAAAUAUUUAAGAAACGUCUACAAAAUUAAUAUUAUUUUUUUCGGCGGCUGCACCAAACUUAUUAAAUCUGUUGCAUUGUUAUUGUGUAAUUGUGUCCGAUAUAUAUGGCAUGCCACUUUUUGUGCAUUCGACGUAAACAAGAGGAACAAGGAAAUGCUUCACUGGGAAUUAGAAGCCAUCGACUGGAAUUCUUUUCACAUCACUGCACCAGAAAAUGUCACUUCUACUACCUUUCCGUCGAUGUGCGUAUGGUUUGCCUGUGUAAACUUGGUCAGUUUCGUGGGAACCGUAUCCUCUGUGUUAUUACUGUAUGUUAUUUUAAAUAACCAGUCGCUGCGUUCCGGAUGUGGUAUCUUGAUUGCACAUCUACUAUUCCAGGAGCUGAUUACUUGUUCCGUACACUAUAUGUUAUUCUCUUUAAAAGUAUUUUUAAGAAGGUUGGACGUGUUAUGGCUCGAUGAUUGCCAGAUCAGUCCGGUCUUUUUUGUGAUCGUCAUCCAUGCCGGGAAUUGGUCAUCCUGCUUCCUAGCGUGUAACCGCUUAGUAGCCACAGUAUUUCCUUCUGCAUACGAAGCAUGUAUGACCACCAAGAUGACGGUGACAAUGAUUGUUGGCAGCUGGAUUAUCGGCGCUUUAUGCAAUAUUCCUCCACUUUUUGGAUAUGGCCUACGAUUUGUUGCCUCGCAUCUGGGCACCUGUGAAAUUAUCCGAUUCCCGGGAAUGGUAUUCUCCCUGAUAGCCGCCAUGGGAGCCUACAUCCCGAUUACCCUGCUGGGAAUAAUGCAUAUCACCAUCUAUAUGCGCAUACGCUUUCGGUGGCUAUGCGACGCUGGUAAUCACAGUGCUGCUGGUUGCGAUUCCGUUGUCUGGAAGAAACGCCUUAGACGGAGGAUAAUGAUAGCCAGAAUGCUUUUUGCAUCAUUUAUUUGGUACUGCUUAUGUUUUCUUCCCGUCCCGGUUUUGUUGGCUGUCCGACCGGAUAUGUAUUUUGGAAACGAUUUAGUAUUGCUGUGGUCGCGUUUCCUUCUGCUGUGCGGUUACGCGGCUAAUCCGCUCAUCUUUAUUGCGAUGAACUCACAGUACUGCGAAGCAGUUGUUGGAUUAUUAAAACCAGCGGUCGGACGGGAAAUUUUCCAGAAAACCGAAAAUCAUCGCGAUCGGCACAGUAUAGUAGAAUAACUGUUCACUAAUGCACAUUGUCAAUAUGACAAAAGUUGUUAACCUGCGCUCCCGCCAAAAACGGUCGAGCUCGGAAGCAGGUUUUCGGUCACGCAGAUGGAUGUAUCGAAAUAACACGGCAAACGGUUGUAAAAUUGUUAUACACGGUAAAAUGAAGUAUGACAACAUAAUUCCCAGCUGAUUUACAAAAUGCAGAAAUUUCCAAAACGAUCCACUUUAUGGACUACUUAUUGUGUAGCAUUGCAGAUGCAGACAGCGUUGUUGAUAUGUACAGGCAGUACAGCAACAGGAUCUU